Molecule: messenger RNA, 4825 nt
Organism: Gadus morhua (Atlantic cod)
Lineage: Eukaryota; Metazoa; Chordata; Actinopteri; Gadiformes; Gadidae
Product: voltage-dependent calcium channel subunit alpha-2/delta-1
Exons: 39
Coding region: 264-3632 (1122 amino acids)
Cellular component (GO): L-type voltage-gated calcium channel complex
Molecular function (GO): voltage-gated calcium channel activity
Source: RefSeq, a predicted model, not a curated record
AGAGAGAGAGAGAGAGAGAGAGAGAGAGAGAGAGAGAGAGAGAGAGAGAGGGGGGGAAGAUACAAGCGACUGAAACCACCGAUCCACGCCAUAUACCUGUUAGAGCCCGGAUGGCGGCUGAUCAGAUUAGGGGUGUCAGGAUUGAUCAUCUCUGAGUGACACGCGGUGCUCACACACCGAUCCCCAUUCAUCGUUCCACAGGAGGGGGAACCAGAGCAGGGCGUUUCGUGUGCCGGGUGACAGGGGAGAUCUCUCUUUUGACAAUGAAUACGUGCAGAAGGAUUUCGUUCUGGAUGGUCUUGAUCCUGCUCUCGUGCCAAGACAUUUCCCUGGCAUCGCAAUUUCCUACACAGCUCAUGAUUAAAGAUUGGGUGGAUCAGAUGCAGCGAGAGCUGGUCAGCCUGGCCGACACCGCGAGCGCUGGCAAGAGCCUCACACAGAUCUUUUUGGCAAACCAAAACCUGUACACUGUGGAGCAGAACGACGCAGAGGAGCUGGUGGCCAGAGCGGCCAGGAACAUCGAACAGCUGCUGGGGAAGAGGUCCACAGCCCUGGAGAAACUGGCCACUGCAGCAGAGAUCCUGCAGAUGGAGCACCAGUGGAAAGAUGAGUUUGAGGAUGGGGAGAUUGCCUACUACAACGCGAAGGAUAACCUGGACGUGAACGAAACCCAAGGCAGGAAGAACCGGAUCCGUCCGGAGUUCAGGCAGGACUCCUCCUUUAAACGCCUGACCGAUCACAACCACACUGCCGUGCACAUCCCCACGGACAUCUACGAUGGCUCCACCAUCGUGCUGAAUGAGCUGUACUGGACCGAGGCGCUGGCCGACGUCUUCAAGAGGAACCGGGAGGAUGACCCCACCCUCCUCUGGCAGGUGUUUGGCAGCGCCACGGGAUUGGCUCGCUACUUCCCAGCUUCACCGUGGAUGGACGUGCGCAAGACCCCCAGUAAGAUCGACCUGUACGACGUGCGCCGGAGACCAUGGUACAUCCAAGGUGCUGCCUCGCCCAAAGACAUGCUGAUCCUGGUGGAUGCGAGCGGCAGCGUUUCGGGCCUGACGCUGAAGCUCAUCCGGACCUCUGUGAUCGAGAUGCUGGACACCCUGUCCGACGACGACUACGUCAACGUGGUCUACUUCAACACCAGGGUGAAUAUUUCGGGCUGCUUCGACCAUCUGGUCCAGGCCAACGUCAGGAACAAGAAGCUGCUGAAGGACGCCGUCCAGAACAUCAAAGCCAAGGGCAUCACCAACUACACCAAAGGAUUUGAGUUUGCUUUCGAGCAACUCUCCGUGACAAACGUCAGCAGAGCCAACUGCAACAACAUCAUCAUGCUGUUUACGGACGGGGGAGAAGAGAGAGCUCAGGCCAUCCUGGAGAAAUACAACACUGACAAGAAAGUGAGGGUGUUCACCUUCUCUGUGGGCCAGCACAACUACGACAAAGGACCCAUCCAGUGGAUGGCCUGCGCCAAUAAAGGAUACUUUUACGAGAUUCCCUCCAUCGGCGCCAUCCGAAUAAACACGCAGGAGUAUCUGGAUGUGCUUGGGCGACCCAUGGUGCGGGCCGGUCAGCAGGCCAAGCAGGUCCAAUGGACCAACGUGUACCUGGACGCCCUGGAACUGGGGCUGGUCAUUACAGGCACACUGCCGGUGUUCAACAGGACCAGGAUCAGAGAUGAUACAAAUGGAGAGACCCAGAACCAAUUGAUUCUUGGGGUGAUGGGGAUCGAUGUGUCGCUGAAUGACAUCAAGAAACUAACACCACGAUUUACUAUCGGGCCAAACGGAUACUACUUUGCCAUUGACCCAAACGGCUACGUCCUGCUGCAUCCCAACCUUCAGCCCAAGAAGCGGAUCCGUCAAAGGCAGCUCAGACUCAGUAAUAUGUACGCUGCCAGCUUCCAUGAGGAGCCUGUGACCCUUGACCUAAUGGAUGCUGAGCUGGAGAAUGACGUUAAAGUUGAGAUCAGGAGAAUGAUGAUAGACGGCGAGAUAGGAGAGCAGACCAUUGAGACCUUAGUGAAGACCCAGGAUGAGCGGUACAUAGACAGAGGUGUGCGGACCUACACCUGGGGACCGGUAAACGGAACAGAUUACAGCCUUGCCCUUGUCCUGCCUAAAUACAGUGAACACUUUAUUCAAGCCAAGCUGGGGAACGACAUAGAGGAAGCCAAAUCUGUGGGAACAAUGCAACUGGACACGUUUGAAGAGUAUGGACACACCUUCAUUGCUCCCAGGGAGUACUGCAAAGAGCUGAAAGUUUCGGACAACAACACACACUUCCUCAUCGACUUCAAUGAGUUCAUUGAAAGUGACGCUCCCAAAGCCUGCAACGUGUCCUUGGUGAACAGGCUCAUCCUGGACGCGGGACUCACAGCAGAGCUGGUCAAGGUGUGGAAGGAGCAGGCGCUUGAAGGGAUCAUGGCCCGGUUUGUAGCCACAGACGGGGGGAUCACCAGAGUCUAUCCUAACAGUGCUGGAGAAGACUGGAAUGAGAAUCCUGAAACAUACGAGUCCAGCUUUUACAAGAGAACCCUGGACAAUGAGAUAUACAUUUUCACUGCACCGUAUUUCAAUAGGAGCAGAGAGUCUGGCUACGAGUCAGGCAUUCUGGUCAGCAAGGCAGUGGAUCUCACCCUUCAUCAGGUUGAGCUCAAACCCGCAGUGGUGGGAGUCAAACUGAAUGUUACAUCCUGGAUGAACACUUUCAUCAGUGCUACGUUAAAAGUCAACUGUAAGGAUGAAAUCUGUGGCUGUCUGAAGAAUGAUAAGCAUGUGGACUGUGUGAUCCUGGACGACGGAGGCUUCCUCCUCAUGUCCAACCAGGAAGAGUACAUCACGCAGAUAGGUCAGUUCUUUGGGGAAAUUGACCCCGUGCUGAUGAUCAACCUCGUGAACACAUCUCUCUACUCCUUCAACAAGACGUAUGACUACCAGUCUGUCUGUGACCCGGAGAAGGACAGCAAGACAGCAGCAGGCCCACGAAGCGUCUACGUGCCGACUGUUGCUGACCUGCUCAGUGUCGGCUGGUGGGCCUCCACUGCUGCUUGGUCCAUCCUGCAGCAGCUGCUCUACAGCCUCACGCUGCCUAACUUGCUGGACGCCGUGGAGUCGGCAGAAGAGGAGGUCCCAGACGCCAUGUUCAAGGAGAGCUGUAUCACCGAGCAGACGCAGUACUUCUUCGAUAACGACGAGAGAUCCUACGCAGGGCUGCUGGACUGCGGGAACUGCUCCAGGAUGUACCGCGCCGAGAAGCUUCCCAACACCAACCUGGUGUUCCUGAUCACCGACGCCAAGGCCACGUGUUUGUCAUGUGACCCCCGGCCACUACGGCAAGCCGAGCAGCCCUCCGAGGGCCCUGAUCUGUGCGAGCUGGCCCGGAACCCCAGGUACAGGAAGGGGCCCGACGUGUGCUUCGACAACGAUGAAAACGAUGAGCCCUUGUGCCCAAUCAGCCGAGGCCGUGGCCUAAGGGUCUCCCCCCUGCUGCUGUGGCUGGCACUGUGCUCAGGGUCAGUGCACCCCCUCCCUCCUUCAGCACCACUGGGGUGCAGAUACCAGCCAGCAGGCAUAGCCAUGGUCGUUCACUGCUUUUUACAGAAGCACAUUCAAUGCCAGCCAACGAUUUAAGGAUUAACAGCAAUGAUUAGAUAAGUGGCACUCAAAAGGCAUCUAUUGUUUGGGGAAGAAAGACAUGAAAGCCAGACCCAAAUGUAUACACAAACCUAAAAACACACUUUGUUGAUCUAUUAUACACAUUUCUUGUUGUUCUUGGCAACAAAAGGAAGCAGAGAAAUUAUUUUUAUAAAUUGCUCUCCAUUUGAAACACUUUUAGAAUUGACCGUUUCCAACAAAAACGGAAUGGAACCAAAACAGGAAGUCUAUUUCAGAGCAUGAGUUCAUCUUCGGUCUUCAAAUUAUUACAUAGUAUCCAAAUAUUUAUUACAAUAUUUUCCAUAUCUGUCUGACACACACACACACACACACACACACACACACACACACACACACACACACACACACACACACACACACACACACACACACACACACACACACACACACACACACACACACACAGAGCCCCCCCCACCCCCAGUGAUAGGAAGUGUGCACGUGUCCGGCAGAGAGCUCCGUGUUCUCGCUGGGGUAAACAGAGGAAGCGUUCCUCUCUCCUUCUGAUAGUUUGUAUGUGUUCGAAACCCCUCCCACCUUCCCUGUGUUACGGGCAGACCAUGCACGGACAUCCUCUGUGCACCGCCAUCAAACAGCAAGCCCUGCCACAGAUGGAAAUAUUGUCAUACGGCAAACACACACACACACACACACACACAAACACAGGGGCUUAAGAAGUUUACAAUAGGGCUUAUUUUUCCUGUAUAAACUCGAUGAUAAGGCAGGCUAAAAUCUCACAAGCUCAACUCUGGAUUAGAGAUGUUAGUCGGGAUAUAGACCAAUCAGUGGUGACGACGGAGCGCAGUGCCGCUUUGAGGAUCUCUAGAAAGGCUUAAUGAACAGAAUAAUAUUUAUACUGCUUACGGCUUGGUUUCCUUUGAACAAUACAUUUGAACUUCAGUGAAAAUGCAUUUGCUCACAGUGUUUACUUUGGAAACAUGGCACUCAGAAGAUAACAUGAUCAAGCUGUGAUACACUGAUGCUAUAUUCUAUACGUUAUUUAUACUGUGCCACUAAUAGGCGUGGCACAUCCUGGCAGGAGUUCAGGCUUUUUCUGCACCACCUAUCCCCUCACACCUAUCGCGGUCCAAUCAAGCUCUCGUCCGCUGACCUGCGGUCUGUUUGAGACCUUCCACCUCACAGCCGCC